Molecule: messenger RNA, 7555 nt
Organism: Erinaceus europaeus (western European hedgehog)
Lineage: Eukaryota; Metazoa; Chordata; Mammalia; Eulipotyphla; Erinaceidae
Gene: SNX30
Product: sorting nexin family member 30
Exons: 9
Coding region: 382-1695 (437 amino acids)
Molecular function (GO): phosphatidylinositol binding
Source: RefSeq, a predicted model, not a curated record
GCGGGCGGCGGGCUGGGGCGGAGCUGCCAGGCUCCUUGCUCCCCGCCCUCUCCCGAGGCGCUGCGGGGGCGGGGCCGGGAGCUGGCUGGGCGGCGUGGCUCUACUAAUUGGGCUCUGGGGCCGCCGAGCGAGCUGACCCGCGCGGACUCGGGCGCAGAGCGGAGGCGCGAGGAGCAGAGCAGCCCGGGCAGCGCCGCCCGGCCUGACCCAGCCGCUUCAGUGUAGGGCCUCUGGUGGCGACGGCGACUUCCAGCCCGACCGGUGCAGGGCCUCGACCGAGCGGCGGCUGAGUGGGGCCUUGGCCCGGGCGCUGGGGAAACCCGCCCCGCAGGACAGCGGGAGGAAGCGGCCGCGGCGCUUCCCUCCCGAGCAGUGCGCGCCAUGUCGGGUGGGCCCCCCAAGGCCCUGCAGUCCACGGGGCCGCACUCCCUGCGCGACAUGCCGCACCCUCUGGCCGGGUCCAGCAGCGAGGAGGCCGUGGGCGGCGACAGCACGCCCAGCCCGGACCUGCUUAUGACCCGCAGCUUCGGCGACAAGGACCUCAUUUUACCUAAUGGUGGUACCCCAGCUGACACAUCAAGUCCAGCUUCUUCAUCAUCCCUGCUCAACAGACUUCAGCUUGAUGAUGAUAUUGAUGGUGAGACCAGAGAUCUCUUUGUAACGGUUGAUGAUCCCAAGAAGCAUGUCUGUACCAUGGAGACCUACAUCACAUAUAGGAUCACCACUAAGAGUACUCGGGUGGAGUUUGACCUGCCAGAAUAUUCUGUUCGUCGAAGAUACCAGGAUUUUGACUGGUUGAGAAACAAGCUAGAGGAGUCCCAGCCCACUCAUCUCAUUCCCCCGCUACCUGAGAAGUUUGUGGUGAAAGGUGUAGUGGAUCGUUUUUCAGAAGAAUUUGUAGAAACCAGAAGAAAAGCUUUGGAUAAAUUCCUAAAAAGAAUUACAGAUCACCCUGUGCUCUCUUUCAAUGAACACCUCAGUGUCUUCCUUACUGCUAAGGACCUGAAUGUCUACAAAAAGCAGGGAAUGGCGUUGCUGACUAGAGUGGGCGAGUCAGUCAAGCAUGUCACCGGAGGUUACAAGCUGAGGAGUCGACCUCUUGAGUUUGCAGCUAUCGGUGAAUACUUAGAUACAUUUGCACUCAAACUGGGGACCAUUGAUCGAAUAGCCCAGCGGAUCAUCAAAGAAGAAAUAGAGUACCUUGUAGAGCUGAGAGAAUAUGGGCCUGUGUACUCCACAUGGAGCGCCUUAGAAGGGGAGCUAACUGAACCCCUGGAGGGAGUAUCAGCUUGUAUUGGCAACUGCUCUACAGCAUUGGAAGAGCUGACAGAUGACAUGACAGAGGAUUUUCUACCUGUGCUCAGGGAAUAUAUUUUAUACUCUGACUCCAUGAAGAGUGUAUUGAAGAAGAGGGACCAAGUGCAAGCAGAAUACGAAGCCAAACUGGAAGCUGUGGCUCUGCGGAAGGAAGACCGCCCCAAGGUGCCAGCAGAUGUUGAGAAAUGCCAGGACCGCAUGGAGUGUUUCAAUGCUGAUCUGAAAGCUGACAUGGAGAGGUGGCAGAACAACAAGAGGCAGGACUUCCGGCAGCUGCUCAUGGGAAUGGCAGAUAAGAACAUACAAUAUUAUGAGAAGUGCCUCAUGGCGUGGGAGUCAAUUAUUCCACUACUGCAGGAGAAACCAGAUGCCAAGUAAGUUUCUUCUUGAGAGAGAGAGAUAAAGAGAGACUCUUCUACCUACACAGGGAUUGGCAUCCGAUACUGGAAUGUCCCUGCUAUGCCAGAGAGAUGAUGGCAUUGGGCACAUAACCACAGAUACAUCUCUCCUUUGUGUAUUUCUUUUUCAUCCCUUCUUCCUUUACCCAAACAGUUGUUUUCAACUAGUAUUUAUUCCUUGGUGGAGCCUGCAAGGCUAUAAUCCUCUCUCAACAAAAGAAGCAUACCUCCAUGUGGUGAAGUGGAACACUACAAAGAUUUGAAACUGAGGGACAAAGCAACCCUCUGACAUCUCACUAGUUUCCUAUUUGAGUACAGCAGAAUUGCCUGUUGUUGAAGAAACCCAAGUCUGGCUAUUCAUAGGACACAAAGAAGACACAAAGGCAGCUUUUGUUAUUUUUAGAUACAUAGGAGCUCUGGAAUUGAUCUCCAAGGGCGCUGACUUGUCUCAACCUAAAAGAAGAUGUUGACACCCUGAAGGAAAUCCUUAAUGUUCAAUGGCCUAUACCUGUGAGUGUGGCCUGCUGAUUGUUUAUGAUGAGUCUGUGAAGGAGCAUUUAAAAUCAAUAUCUUUAUAUGUUCAUGAUGGAAAGAAAUUGUCUUUGCCCUUAUGUGAUGCCUUGGGAAGCAGGAGGGAGGGGUGGGGGUGGCCAGGGCUUGCUCCUCAAAUUUGUUUCUAACACUAGAGUGAAGUUCAUUGGGAACUGUCUUGUGUAAAAUGAAAAAUGGUGCAUUUUUCUCUGUGAUAUUUUUCAAUGCCUUCUGCUUGUUAAAUGUCAACAGAGUAGAAAUUAGUCCAGUUAGAGUAUGUAUGAUCUUGAAAUCAGAGCAGCACCUCAGUUGUUGAGAUAAUGUACACCAAGUCCCACCUUUAAUGUCUACUUUGUGCAAUCUGCCUUUACUUCACCAAAAAUUCCUAGCUUAGUGUUUCCUGCAGUGUCCACUGAAUGUCUGAGCAACCUUCUGGUGAGAGACUGCUGUGCUGUUAUGAUACAGUUGAGAUUUUUGAACUUAAUGUGAAUGUUCUACAUGAAGUGCUUUAAUCCUUAAUAUUUUCCGAUCAGGAAGAAAAGUCAGUGUCUGGAUGAACCUUCAAGAUGACAAGUGCAACAGUGAAGUGUCUAGUUAAGCUAGAAGUCUCAACUUGUAGCCAAAUUUUUGGGCAUGUUGACUGCAUCUAAAGUCUUCAUUUCAAAUUAUUUCCAUGUUUACUUUUCAAAUCAGCACAAAUCAUGUGGAUCAAGAGGAUUUAUCAUCUGACUUAUUUUGCUUUUCCUCCUGAGAUGAAGCUACAUAUUUCAUGCUUGUAUUCCUUCACCUGUGGCUCACCUCUAUAAGAUUAUACAUCUGAGCCUCAACUAAGUAGUAGUAUUUUCAAAUGGAAUUUGUUAUGCUGAUACACAGCCAUAUGUGCAUAUUAACCUGCAAUGCCAAUUAACAUGCAGCAUGUUGAAGGCACUUCAUUCCACUUCUAACUUGUAGACUUGACCUUGUAUCAGCAACAGCUGUGGUACUGUUGGUGGCAGCAACUGGGUGGCACAGAACAAUUUCUUCUGUUGCAUCAUGCUCAAAAAAGUUGCAUCAAUUGGUACUUACCUGUCCUGUUAGACCCCAUUUGUGCCAUUUGAAAAAUCCUUUGAUGUGAAUUAGCAGUUUGGUACAGUUUGAAAUCAUUUGUUGAAGCAGAAGGGUAAGAUGGUCCAUCUAUUCACAAAUGGUGAUUCAGUGUUUCAUUCUACCUCUAAACCAUUAUGGUGGGGCAGGAAUAGAUGUGUGAGUUCAACCAAUAGCAGCUCUUCAAAAAAGAAAAACAACAAAAUGAAGUUCUUCUUUGGGACAUGCAGGGAAGGAAGUUGAUUUUCUUCAUUCCUUCUCAUCAUUGGGAACAGAAAACUGACUCUUAAAGAAAUGAAGUUAUCUUUGAAUUUUAUUUCUCUGGUCCCUGUGUGCCAUUCUUGUCCUUUAAGAUACUAGAGGGAGCAGAAACAAAAUAAACAAUCCUCCAGUAUAUAAGUCUUGGGAAAACUAAUGUAUGUUAUAGACUUCCUUGUAGAAAUGGUUACUCUAGAGAAGGGGCUCUAUCCCUUUCUUCAUGUUGUUUCUUCAUGGUGGUGUCUGGUGAUAUGAGGAGGCUGACCUGGAAAAAGGGAACAGUAGGAAGUGAAGGGGGCUCCCCAGACUUUCUCACCUCCACAACCUCCUUGGGUCUCUGAGAGUUCAUAGUUCCAAGCAUUCAUUCACCUCUUUGUCUUGAUUAGCACAAAGAUGAUUCCAUAUGAGAAAUGUAACUUGGAGACUUCUGUGCCAAAGACUGCCUCAAAGAGGCUUCAUCACUGCAUCCUUACUCCAUAAAGCCGUGGUGCUGAGAUCACUGGCUCCUUUCUGAUAACUUAUUUUCCAGGAAGUUCUUGCUUGAGGAUGUGCCAUACUUCAAGCACACAGUCUUGGACAAGUUUUGAGGCUUGAGCACAUGGCAGUGGAAUGGAAAUCAUCCUUUCAGCUGCCCUAGGGCUAAGGAAGUGAAAGGUUUCAUUCUUCUAGCUGAAAAAUCCAAGUGAAGGCAAAAGGGAGAAUCCCUAGAAAUUGUAGACUUUAGAAAUGCAAAUAAUGUUGAAGAGAGUGUCUGUGAUUUGUAGGAGUGGACACUGGUCUUCCUCAUCAUGUAAUGGAUCUCCAAGACUUUAGGUUGUUCUACCCGAAGUAAGGAGCUGCUGUUCCUAAACAAGGAGGGGACAUAUUACAAACCAGGUUUGGAGUUGGGGUUUACCCUCUAAUAAGGCUUAAUAAUGGUUGUUGGUGAUCUCAGAUAAGUGCAAUUAUGGAGGUGAUUUGCUCUUACUUCACUAUGCUACUCAUUGGACACACCAGAUACCUUUCUUUAGUUCAGAUGACAGAAGCCAGAAUGACCCUGGGCAUCAUGGUAAAUUAUAAGCUUGUCUUCAUGCCAAAUUUCAGCCACACCCAGGAGUCUGUGCUACAUGUUGUUGAAUCAAAUGUUUUGUCUCAGUCUCCAGCCAUAAGAAGAAAUGAAGUGUACCCUUGCUGCUCAUUUCUUCAGCAGCUGCCUUUUGUGAUGAAAUGACAGGAGGCUCUACAUGAAAUUCUGCAAGUAUAGUUGCUCUCUUAGGAUACCAAAUCCAAGAAACACCCAGGGUUUGUGUGAAUUGACCCUGUGUUGAUAGCAUUUGAAAUCACAGGCACCUUACUUUGUUUCUUACACCAUUCAUUGGUAGAAAAGUCACUCUGUAUACUCUCUCCUGAGCUGCAGAGGAAAGUAAGGUCCUAGGUCUGUGUUGCCUUAUCUGUUUGAGUGUUGGGUUUGGUGUGUUUUGGGCCCCAUUAUGGCUGCCCUCAAGGGUACUUCCAUUCAGGAUAUGAGCUGUCUGUGUUCAGCAAGGACACCCAAGUCCUGAAUCCCAGGUGUCUACUUCCAAGGCUGUAGGACCUGGGCAGUAUAACUAGAAGACUUAGGUAAUACUUCUAUGACCAUUUUCAUUUCAUUUGCAGAAAUAUGUUAGGAAUUUGGGUUUGCCUUCUGCUUUCAAAAGUCCUUAAGAUGCUGACAAGUUGGACAUACCCUCUUUUUAGAUUUUCUCUAUUCUGAUGACAGGUGGCAUUUACCAGCAAAUAAAUGAAAGUGCCAUCCCAUAAGCUCGACUUAAAGAUUGAGGGGGGGUUGGAGUUUUCUUCCUUUUGGUUUCUUAGUUCAGUGAUUAAGUCAAACAAAUGAUUUUUGUUAUCAUCUGCCCAAGAGGUACUUAGCUUUUUGUUUGAAGGAUGCCUGCUCUCCUCAUGGUUGCACAAAUCAGAACAUGCACAAGGCUGUGUGCAUUAGAAAAGGCCAUUGGAGGCUACUAUGGCAGUGGGUUGACUUUUUUUUCUAAUCAUAUGUGUUUGAAAUGCAUUCUGGGUAUGAUUGUUUAACUCUUGUGUGACAGAAAAUUUUGUUAUUUAGGUGGUUUUACUAUUGUAGAUAGCCUGUAAGUAAGUGCUUUGAAAAAAAAAAAAACUUUAGCAAACCAAUAAGAUGUUUUGUCUCAAAUACGAACAUUCUGUGUGUUUAGCACUUUGAAAUUAAAAAUCCAAACUUUAAAAGAUGUACUGGACUGUUAAAACCCUAACUGUGCUUUUUGAGAACACCUAUUAAGAUAUGCCUUAAUAACAACUAUUGUUUUUUAGAUGAUGGGUAGAAAAAGUUUUUAGAAAUAUAAUCAUCUAUUCAGCUUAAAUCUAGAGAUUUGACAAAGCCAUUCCUUAGCCCCUUUAAAAACAACUAGCUAAUGUGAUUUUAUAGCUUGGGCUGCCUUUUGGGAAGAAGUUAAGUAGGAUAUUGCCAAAUAAUAUUUUUGAUAAUGUAAGGAGACACAGAGACCACAGAACCUUUUUUUGUUUGUGUGAAAGCAUGUAAAAAUAGUUUAAUGCAUUUUGGCACACUUUUGACUAUAGAGUAUAUAUGAUAUCGAUAUCUACAAAUCACACACAGAUAUUGAGACUUAUACAGAUUAUGACAGUACUAAAGGUGUGCUCUGGUUCUGCAGAACAGCUUCUUAAGAUUUUGUGGGGGCCCAAAAGAAAUUUUUUUCAGAUAGGAAUUCUCCACAGGUUGAAAUAAAUGCCCAAAGCAAAAAGCAUCCUGCUAACACACAUACUUUAAUAUAUAUUAAAACCAGUGAGCAACCUGGCAAGUUGUAUAGUGCCUAAUAUGCUGGACUUUUAUAAGCAUGAGGUCCUGAGUUCGGUCCCCAGUGCCAGAGUAGUGCUCUGGUUCUCUCUCUCUAAUUAGUAAAUAAAAUUAUUAUUAAAAAAUAAAGCCAGUGAUUGAGUAUUGCAUGUGUACUUCUCCUAGCAGUGCCAGCCCCUCACCAGGUGUCUGAGCUUCCUGUAGGCAGGUCAGAGCAGGUAACACCUGUCUAUAUCCCUGUUUUAUUCACAGUAUCAGGCCAGCCCUGCAGUCACAAAUGAUACUGGAAGAAGGGGAAAUGGGCUUGUUCAUCUUGCUCUCCCCAUUGAAAUGGAGAGAGGAAAGCAGAUUGCAAACAAAAUUGUGAUAUCAGUGUGAUAAGACGAUGAUACCUGUAUCAGCUGGGCCUUUAUCAAACAACCCACCAGCAGCUCUCACAGUCAGUACUGCUCAUCUGGAUACCCCUGAGGUUUUGGUCCUGUCCACUAGCUGUCCUGUUGACUGUGUACUACUUCUGGGAGCUGGAAACACACUGGGACAUGACCUACAGCUAAUACAUUCCCAUGAAAAUUAACUGCCAGCUAACUUUCUAUCCUGUAUCUUAACUGUUGAAAAGAGAUUAAAAGAAGAAGUUUUUCUUAGGUCAUGUCCAAGUUGUGGACUGUAUUUCUCAUUUGUAGGAACCAUUCGUUACAUUUAAAGUUUUAAAAAGAAAAAAACCAAACCAAGUUGUUGAUAAAGUCCUCUGUCUCUUCUCCAUGCUGCCAUUAAGCCAAAUCAAAUGCUGUGAAACAAACAAACAAAAAAUGUGCUCCAGAAUGUAUGUUGAUGCGAAAGUGCUUUAUUUACAUAUUGAAGUCUUUGUUAUGUGAAGCUACCAAACUUUAAAAAAUGUCACCUUCAUGCUCUCUUGUUAUGGAACCCAGAAAUUGUAAAAGGGGAAAAAAAUGUUUUUGUUGCAUUUUGAUGUUUACUUUUUUUUUUUCAUGUGUAUAAAAGUUAUGUUCACUGUUUACUAUGGGGUUAGUAUUACAUUUUGGGGUAAACAAAAUAAUUUGUAUUGCUUGAUAAAAUAUUAGCUUGUAAAUUUUAAAAGGUUUCUUUACCUCAGUUAACUUAAAGUGAUGGACCAAUAAACCUAUAAAAGAUGCUUUCUUUA